CACCAUCUCGCAUUGAACACUUUAUCGUGCACCUGGCGGUCUCGAAAUGCUGCUUUCAACUCUCUGUGCGGCGUGUUGCUUAUCUCCGCUAACAACAAGGUGAAAACUAUGAGCCUUGGCAACUCACGGGAAAGGUAUACCGUCACCUCGAAGACACCGCUCCUCCACUGCUUCGAAUUCUUGCGCAGACUGCAAUAUUGGCUGCGCAUAUAUGAUAUUUCGCAUCAGCAUGUCUUGAUGUACGGGCCUGUAUGUCCUACCCAUGGCAUAGGUUUAGGGUAUAGCCGAGUGCUGUCCACGCGUAUAGUCAGUGGCGACUGGGUCUUGUUACCAGAUCUUGAUUUGUCUUGGUGAAUAUGUCUGUCUACACGCUGUGGAACGGCCAAUCAUGAUUUGAUUGGGCCGAGAUCCCCAGCUAUGACUUUGAGCUUUAUCAUUUGACCACCUUUGGUCCUUUCCCCGGUACUUUUGGAUUUGAUUUUAGCAGGUUCACAGGAUCAUUGGGGCUCUAUACGUGAAUUGGCAUUCGACCCUCUUGGCCGGAGUCAUUCCCAGCUCCUUGUGCGGAAGCACAAGGCGGUCGUGGGUUACACAGCGCGGAAGCAGACUAAUCAUCUGUCAGCAAGGGCGCAGGCGCCGCCGACGCUGACCGACGCCGCGCCAGGGGCCAAAUUUCAGGCGACGAAAAAUUAUGAGGGUGAAAUUCAGACCUUGACCUCGACAUUUCCCCUUCCACCAGUACGCUUUGUGCAGCCAUACCUGGUCAAGCAACGUGCAGGUCACGAUGAGUUGCGUCACCACAGAGCCAGACACCCUGGAUUUUGGAUACCCUCGCCAUCCCGAGAUGUGGAUGGAUGACGGCAAUCUCGUCCUAAUCGCCGAUAACCGCGUCACCUUCCGCGUCCACCGCAGUGUCGUUACGCGGAAGUCCACCGUCUUCAACGACAUGUUCAGCUUCCCUCAACCUCCUGAUGCCCCGCAGUCUCCUGGAUGUGUCGUAAUUCACUUACCCGAUUCGCCUGAAGACCUAUUUUAUUUCUUGGACGCUAUCUACGAUGCUCGCAAAUAUUGCUUCUCCAUGGAAAAAAAGCCAACGUGGCCUGCUGUCAAGGCGCUGCUCCUACUUGGUGAGAAGUACGACGCCGAAGAUCUCCUCGAAGAAGCCAUGCUCUGCCUCAGGCGGCACUACCCGAAGGACAUCGAAGAAUGGGACAAGCUGCGCAAAGACUACGGCUCCUUCAUCAUCGGCGAGAAUGACGUGCUCCCCAUCGAGAUUGCGAAUCUCUCCCGACUGCUGCACCUCCCUGAGUUCCACCUGUCCGCGCUCUACGACUGCUGCCGGCUGCCGACCGGGACGCUGGCACACAGCGCGCUGCGAGGCGAGGCGAGCGAACAGCGCGCGCGGCUCGACGAAGACGACGUCGCGGCGUGCCUCGCCGCGCGCAAGGGGCUCACAGACGUGCUCGCGGCGAACGUCGAGGACCUCUUCGAGGUCACGCCGUGUGACAUCUACGACGAGUUCUUCUGCCCGACGCCGCACCGCUGCGUGCCUGCGACGCAGGACGUGCAGUACCACCACGAGAAGGCGCAGACGGAUGCGAUCGUCGCGGACGCCGGGUGCAGUGCGCUCGAACCGCUCGACGCGCGCAUCGCCUCAACGUUCGGCGCGGCGUGCGAGCGCUGCGUUGGGUUCUACCAGAAGCGCUACGCAGAGUCGCGCCAAGAGUUGAGGAACAGGCUUGCGAAGUACAUUGCUGUGCCGCCUUACUAGAUGCGUUUUCGCGUUUAUGUUAUCUACAAACGCGCUAAAACACCGUAGACACUCUAGACUGUAUGUUAUAGCUCUCUAACGGCCAUACAUAUUAUUUGUAACUUAUUGUAGACGCUUAGAGUUCCGUGUGGUCUAAUACCUGUAGACAAUUU
Phanerochaete carnosa HHB-10118-sp is the source of this 1923-nucleotide messenger RNA. RefSeq lists its product as uncharacterized. Bases 785 to 1771 code for a protein of 328 amino acids. Gene Ontology annotation, molecular function: protein binding. The record is from RefSeq and is a predicted model, not a curated record. The transcript has 6 exons. NCBI's taxonomy places the organism in Eukaryota, Fungi, Basidiomycota, Agaricomycetes, Polyporales, Phanerochaetaceae.